UGAGGAGUAUAACGAAGGGAGGCCACAGGAGCGGGCGCACAGGGUCCUCGGCCACAGAAGAUUCGGCGAACGCAUUCAAAAUCCAGCCCCCCUCCGAGUCCAGUCCGAUCGCCCCUCUUCGACGAUUCCAAAAACGUCGAGCCGAUCCACCCGCCCGCACCUCGCCGCCGCCGCCGCCGCCCUCCGAAUCCAAAGGAAGCAGCAAGCCCAGCAUCAGCAACAACCCCACCCCCGAAUCUCGCAACGAUCACCACCACCACCGGACCUUCCUUGUUCACCUUCGCCCCCACCCUUGCCCGCACGCCGGCCGUCCAGCUGCCAAACCUUCCCCUUCUCGCCCCGCCACCUCCCCUUCUUUGUCCUUCCCUUCCCUCGCCUCUCCGAUAAGCAACCGGACCGCGCCAGAAUCCUCCGCCAUACGCCCCCACGCCAUGGUGCAAAGGAAGCCGGCGCGUAAGAAGCCCAAGGACCCCGACGCCGUGCCGGCUAGGGGCGGUGGCCCUGGCCCGGGAAGCAGGGGUGGUGCUGGCGGUAGCGGCAUGGCCCCAGCGCCGCUCCCCAACUACAUGAGGGCGACGAGCUGCUCCGGCGCCAAGGCUGGCGCCUCCGGGGCCCCCGCCGCGCCACAGUCGGGGAGAGCGAAGGUGGUGCUGACGGCUGCGGCGGCGGCCGUGCCGCGCGCGGGCAGGGCGACGUGCUCCUCUGCCAUGAAGGGGCCCGGGGCUGACGGGCUGGCGCACGCGUGCCCGUACGCGUACUGCUCCUUCAAGGGCCAUGCCCACGCGCCGCCUCUGGGCACCUUCGUGGCGGAGCGGAGGCGGCUCAUCAAGACGCAGCAGAGCAUGAAGCUCAAGGGCGCCUCACCGUUCCGCAGGCCCGGCGGCGGCGGCGGCUACUUCGUCGAGAUACGCGCCGGGUCCGCCGCGCCGACGGUGACCUCGGAUGUGAGUUGCAGCGAUCUCUCCUCGGAGGAGGUGGGCGCGGUGGUGGGGCAGGCGGAGUACGUCGUGUUCGGUCGCCUGGGCUGCGGUGGCGACGCGGAGGACGCGCCGGAGGGUUUGGAAGCUGCUUCCGUGGACGGUUCUUGCGCGUCCAGUGACGUGAUCUCGGUUGCUUCGGUUGAGCUGUCUUGGAUGACCAAGCAUCUUGGCCGUAAGGCGGAGGAGGAGACCUCGACGGAGGUGGAUCAUGAAACCGAGGACUUCGGUGGCUGCAAGUCUGACAUCUCCGAGGAUCUGGGUGCUAAACAUGGAGGAAACCUCCCUGAAGGUGGCGUCGGCGAUGCUUCAAAGGAAUCGUCAGUCGAUAGCAUUUCCAGCUCGCUCAGUGGGAUAAGCUUUGAAGAUGUUAGCUCUGCUCGUGCCUAUGCAGCAUCCUCUCAGAAAAAGAACAGGUCGAGCAUUGCCAGGAGGAGGAGAACAUCCCAAGAGGGUGUCAAGCAAAUGCGUCCUUUCAAACCCAAGCCUCCGAACUUCCUUCCGGCAGAAACCGGUCCAGAGGCAGAGAAGGUUGAUCUCAAACAUCAGGAGGUUGAUGAUCGGAGGGCCGCUGAGGAGUGGAUGGUUGAUUACGCUAUUCGGAAGGAAGUGAAGAAGUUGGCUCGUGCUCAGAAGAGAAAAGUUGAGAUGCUUGUUCAGGCCUUUGAAUCUGUUCUUCCCACGGUUGCAAAUGAGAAGAAGCAACCCGAGCAACAGGAUAAUGGUGACAAGAGUUCAUUCACUCUUACAUGGCCUUCGCAAGCAUGUAGCUGAUAGAUAGCCUUUUAGAGCUUGUGGUCGUCUGGAACUAAUCAUGAUCUGAACUUCUGAAGAUUCUAAUUCAGCAGUCGCUUCAAUUUAGUGCCAGAGGAUUGCUUACUGCCAUUGUUUUCUUAUCUGAUUCAUAGUUGAGCUACUAGGAGCUCGCUGAGUUGGGUUAGUGGAGGGCCUAGACAUGUACAUAUGUCUCGUGUGCUCAGUUAGUGAUGAGAAACGAGUGUAGGAGACUAGCACACUGGCAAGAAUGUUGAGAUGUGUUCUUUUAGACAGAGAUUAAUAAAGCUCUUAUUAACUGAAUUUCUUUACCGGUUCAGAUGUUGGCCAUAUAAUAACUUCAAUUUCUUUGUCCU
Molecule: messenger RNA, 2107 nt
Organism: Sorghum bicolor (sorghum)
Lineage: Eukaryota; Viridiplantae; Streptophyta; Magnoliopsida; Poales; Poaceae
Exons: 3
Coding region: 432-1751 (439 amino acids)
Molecular function (GO): calmodulin binding
Source: RefSeq, a predicted model, not a curated record